Molecule: messenger RNA, 2785 nt
Organism: Orbicella faveolata
Lineage: Eukaryota; Metazoa; Cnidaria; Anthozoa; Scleractinia; Merulinidae
Product: melanocortin receptor 4-like
Biological process (GO): G protein-coupled receptor signaling pathway
Cellular component (GO): membrane
Molecular function (GO): G protein-coupled receptor activity
Source: RefSeq, a predicted model, not a curated record
GGCUGACGUGGCUCUCGUCUCUAAAUAUUGUAAUUUACUUAUUAUUUCAUAACUUGCGAAGCAGGAGCUUUUGGUGGAAACUUGGGCACGCGAGUGGAAAACUGAACACACGAGCAAAGGAAACAGCGUCGCUGCGAGCAAAUGAUAGCGAGAAGAAGGCAAGGAAAAAACAUCGCCGGCUUUUCCGACUUCCUUCCCCUCCACUGUCUCUCACUAGUUUUGUUUGUUUGUUAUUGUUUUCUUCUUCAAUUAAUAACCAUUAAUUGCUACGUUUUGCUCUGAAAGUGAAAACUUUGCCAGAGUUGCUUUAUUCUAAAUUGCCGCUGCCUCUAAAGCGAUCAGUGCAAAUUUUUCCACACAAAUCUGCUGGAUACAGUGUAUGUUACAGACGGGAAGAAAUAACGUUUCGCUCCACCUGUUUCUUAGCUUUGUUAUUCUAAGUGUUUCAUUAAAUGAUUAAUGACUGACAACUAUCCUUUCCUUUCAGCCUGCGUCCAACUGAACAAACAGUUCCUAGCUCUGCAAUUCACGGCCAGUCAGUUCGUUGUAUGUAUAGAAAGCCUAAAAGAAAGCCUAUAAGUGUCUGGUUAUCUAACGAGGGAAACCCGAUUCUUUUUCCUUGCUAGACAAUUUAAUGCUUUAAGACAGGCCAUCUGCACAUUUUAAUAUCGUUUUACGGUUUUACACUAUUUACCGUAUGUGACACAUUUUUUGGAAUACGUCAGCUUCGAUAUUAUUUCGGUGGCUUUUUAUAAUUAACUUCAGUGCGUGACGAAGUAAACAACUUGCACGAACACUGCACAGCGCAUAGUCUGGCUGCAUUUUGCAGAUUAAUGGCGAUGACAAACUUCACUAGAGAUGAAAACCACCAGCAAACAUUUCAACAAGUGUAUUGCUUGCAAGCUUCGACAGGAAACAUACACAACCAGCUGACGAUUUUUUCCGUGAUAAUCCUUCUCCUGUCCAUUACAGCAUUUCUUGGAAACGCUUUGAUCCUGGUCGCCCUUCGCAGGGAGUCGUCCCUUCAUCCGCCAUCGAAGGUCUUGUAUUGCAGCCUGGCAACAACUGAUUUCUUUGUUGGUCUUAUUUCAGAGCCUCUGUAUGCUACAUAUUUGAUUUCUGUGGUGACCAAACGGUGGAACAUUUGUCCCUAUGCAUUCACCUCAGCUUUCAUCGCAGGAUAUCUUUUGGGUUCAGUGUCGUUUUUGACAAUGACUGCUAUAAGCGUGGACAGACUUCUCGCCCUGUUAUUGAGACUCAGAUACAGACAAGUUGUAACAUUGAAAAGGAUGUAUGCGACUGUCGUUAUCAUUUGGGUUGUCUCCAUUGCCGCUGCAGCAAUGUACUUUUGGAAUUAUCUCAUCACGUUAUUGUACAGUUACAUAUUUAUACCCCUCUGCUUAGCGACCUCGAUAUUCUCUUACACAAAGAUCUAUUGUAAGCUCCGUUAUCUUCAAAACCCAAUUCAACCAGAGCAACCGAACCAAGCAGUUCCCGCGCCGAACGUAGCGCGAUACAGAAAAGCAGUGUCUAGUAGUCUUUGGAUACAGUCAACUUUAAUUAUUUGUUAUUUACCAUUUGUUUUGGAUGGCAUCGUAGGACGACUGUUGUCGCCUCAAAAUGAAGUUUCCUCAUCGGAGCUCCUCGUUAAGGUCUAUACGAUCACUUUAGUUUACUUAAACUCGUCACUAAACCCGAUUCUUUACUGUUGGAAAAUUAGAGAACUUAGAGAAGCUGUGAAGGUUACAGUCAGACAAGUAGUUUGCUGUUUGUAGAAAUUAUAGUUACUUAUAUUUUAUUAAAGCUCUCUUAUAUUAAGAAUGGUCCUUUUUAGACUCCCAUCUUGAGAUAUAUAGAUAUAUUUGUGUUUUUUAUGGAAAGAGCAACGACAUUGCAAUUUGGAUGUAACAAAGAACUUGUUAAGUGCCAUUAAAGUGAAUUUCACAACCAUUUCAAAUUAACCUCAAAAUUAUCCUGAACAACUGAAUACAAAUGCCGUUAAACCUCUAUACCUGCCGGGGGAGUAUCUUUUACAUGAAUGCCGAUUUACAUGACAAAAAAUUUGGCACGGUUCGAUCCCAUAGAAAUGGUUUGCGUACGAAAAAUAGCAUCGUAGUUCUUCUAUUAAAAAAAACGGACUUAUAAUCCAUUCUUCUUGAGUUGAAAUUUGAGUUGAAUUUGAGUUGAAUAUGAACGAUAAAAACACACUAGUGGGACAGUCUGUCUUUUCAUGAGUUUUGGGAGGGGAGGGGAGGAGAGGUAUUUUAGAGGGGAUUAGUGGAGGAUUUACGGUACCCUAGCUCGAAAAUGGAAACACUUUUGGCAUCGUAAUUUUUCUGUAUAAUUCCAGCAAACUUGUCUCUGUUAAAGCUGAGGAACCAAAAGUAAUUGCUCGAGUGCUCUUUCAAGCUCUAAUCCGUCCCCAACCCCUCUAUUUUGUGAUCGCAAUUAGCAAAAGUAUUAACCGCGGAGGAUUUGAAAAAAGCCCGAACGCAAGCGGGUGGCCGCUCUCAAACGCUAGAACAAAAAUAACUCGCAGCAAAAAAUUAACGUCUAUGGACAGACUAUCAAGUUCGUGUUCCCGACCUGCAAGCAAGCUCUCUCUGGGGGAGGGUGAAAGUAAAGGUAGUUCUCCCUUCCCUCAUCCCCGCGGAAAGUUUCCCAGAAAAUAAUUUUAAAAAAAUAGUUGCAUUUAAUUAUAAAAAAACCCAAUAAAAUUCAGCCCUAACAAUAGCGAAUGAUAUAGAACUCUAACAGUAAGACCUGCAGGCUUAUCAAGUAUGAA